Rotaria sp. Silwood1 is the source of this 891-nucleotide messenger RNA. Lineage: Eukaryota; Metazoa; Rotifera; Eurotatoria; Philodinida; Philodinidae. The record is from the annotation of a GenBank genome assembly.
AUGAACGGAAAAAUACAUCCAAAAGUAACAAAUGUUACGAUGAAUCGAAUUGGUGAUGAUACUGACAAAGUCAUGAUUAUUCUUGGUAUUAGUUUAUAUAUAUUAGAAAGAAAAGUCAAUGGAAAUAUUCUUAUUAAUCGAACAAAUAAUAGUUCUCUGUAUUUACUAACAUCAUCUUGUGCUAAUCUAAUACAAAUUUUCUAUCCACUUUUGAUUAAUAUUAUAUUUGAUGGUUUUCAAUAUCCCAAAACAAAUGAUAAUGUAUUUUUAACAUGUAAAUUACCAUAUUAUAUAUUAUAUACAAGUGAUCUUGUAUCAUUAACAUGUAUAUGUUUAGCUAUAUUGGAUAGAUAUGUGAUAUCAUCAAGAGAAGUGCGUUUACGAAGAUUAAGUAUAAAAAGACAUGUAACGAAAAAAAUAAUUUUUUCAAUCAUUUGCAUAUUUGCAUUACAUAAUAUUCCAAUUAUAAUUUAUUAUGAAGUUUCACCAAUUGGUAAUUGUAAAAUUUCUUCAAGAAUAUAUUCAUAUUAUUAUUUGGGUGUUUUUCAAAUAUUUUUUCAUGGAAUUUUUUUAAUAUGUUUUCUUUCAAUAUUUAGUCGAUUGAUUUAUAAACAAUUAAAAAUGACUCAACAAAUAAGUUAUCUACGAAAUUUCAAUAGUGAUAAACAAUUAUCACGAAUGCUUUUAUUAUUAUGUAUCACUAUAUUAAUGGCAUCAAUUCCAUAUUCUAUGGAAAAUAUUUAUUCAGUAUUCUUUAUUGAUUUUACUCAAAAACUAUCAUCAUAUGCUCGAGUAUUUAAUUAUACAUCAAUUAUUUUAUUUUUUACAGAUGAAGUAUUGAGUUUCUAUGUUUGUUUUUCUUUCAACACCAAAUUUUCGCCAAGAAGUUAA